AUGAGAAAGGAGAUUAUCAUUUCCCUUUUAUUUUUCUUAACUUACGUGAACGCGACCAAUGAUGGAAAAUCAAAUAAAAAAAAGUCAUGGCGAGACAAAGAUAUAAGGGAUAUGAAUGACGCGGAUUUGGAACAUUUGUUAGAUCAGUGGGAGCUUGAUACGUCAAAUCCCGACAAUGUACUAAAAAUAACAAAGAAAGGCAAAAGCGUGAUGAUGUUUGUCGACACGAAUGAAAAUUUGUCAGUCGAGGAAGCUGAGACGAUAAUGAAAAUUUGGCAGACUAGUCUUCAGAAUAAUCAUAUCAUUGCUGAAAGGUAUCCAAUUGAUCAAAGAAGAUCUGUGUUUCUAUUCCACGAGGGUUCGCAAGCUGUAGACGCAAAGAAUUUCUUUUUGCAACAGCCAGAAUUGUCUCACGUGACUCUCGAAGGCCAAACUUAUUUCAGGGACCCAGAGAAACAGAUUUGGUAAAGCGUUUGAAAGGUUUUGCGAGCAGCGUUUAUUUGAUGAUGCACAGGUUCUGGCAUGCCGCCUGCUCGGUUUCGGUCUUUUCUGUAACGUCAAUGAAAGUGAAACGAUAUGA
Molecule: messenger RNA, 580 nt
Organism: Heterotrigona itama
Lineage: Eukaryota; Metazoa; Arthropoda; Insecta; Hymenoptera; Apidae
Source: the annotation of a GenBank genome assembly